Messenger RNA from Varanus komodoensis (Komodo dragon), 882 nucleotides. Its product is annotated as F-actin-capping protein subunit alpha-1-like. The transcript has a single exon. Gene Ontology annotation, cellular component: actin cortical patch; F-actin capping protein complex. Bases 1 to 882 code for a protein of 293 amino acids. Lineage: Eukaryota; Metazoa; Chordata; Lepidosauria; Squamata; Varanidae. Gene Ontology annotation, molecular function: actin filament binding. The record is from RefSeq and is a predicted model, not a curated record. Gene Ontology annotation, biological process: barbed-end actin filament capping; actin cytoskeleton organization.
AUGUCUGAAGAUCCUGCCAUGUCCGGAGAUCACCUCCUCAGCAAGCCAGAGAAGGUGCAGGUGGUGAGCCGGCUCCUGAAGCAAGUCCCACCAGGAGAGUUCAAGGAGGCCUUCAGUGACCUGCGCACGCUGGUGAAUGAUGACACCUUGAUGUGUGAAGAAGCCGCCAGUCUCUGUGCUGUGCACAACAAGGACCACUUUACUCCAGUCCAGUCAGAAGAAUGUGAGGUUUUGCUGACCCGUCACAAUGAGCUGGAGGAGAACCACUUCAUAGACCCUCAGAAGAAGAUCUCCUUCAAGUACGACCACCUGAGAAGGAUGCCAAGUGACUUCCAGGCUCACCCUGAAGAGGAUGAGAAAGGAGAGGUCUGGCGGAGAGCCCUCCAGGAGGCCCUGAAUGCCUAUGUGUGCAGCCACUACCCUGAGGGGCUUUGCAGUGUCUUCAUCAAGGAUACGGCUGUGAGGAAGAUCUUUGUGGCUUGCAUCGAGAGCCACCAUCACAAGCCCUCUGCCUUCUGGAAUGGGCUGUGGAAAUCAGAAUGGACCUUUGCCUUGGCUCCUGCGUCCACUUCCACCCAGGUGACUGGCACCAUCACGGUCCAAGCACACUAUUACGAGGAGGGCAGCAUGCACCUGACGCUCCUCAAGGACGUGGAGGAGACUCUGCCGGUCUCUGCCAGCGAGUCCCGGACAGCACAAGACUUUGCGAUGCUGGUAGCCAGACUGGAAAACGACAUCCAGCGUGGGCUGAUGGAAGAGUAUCGCCACAUGAAUGGCACCUACCUGAAGUCCUUCCGGAGGCAGUUGCCCAUCACACACACCAGCCUGGACUGGGAGAAGGUCGUGACAGUGAAGACGGUGGAAGCUCGCUCCAUCCAGUAA